Messenger RNA from Porites evermanni, 7316 nucleotides. Lineage: Eukaryota; Metazoa; Cnidaria; Anthozoa; Scleractinia; Poritidae. The record is from the annotation of a GenBank genome assembly.
AUGAGCUACGAAAAGUUUGCAGGGGAACGGAGAAGUCCUAGUAGCGACGAAUUCGAGGUAGACGACAAAGCAGUAUCUUUUCACGCUCCAAUUCUGUUGGAAGAGAUGGCGAACAGAAAUUUCGAAGGACCUCCACACGCAACAACUGGAUCAAGUAAGACGAAUUGUUUGCAACCAGCUCGUGCUUUUAAUCCACGGCAGUAGAGAGACUUGGCUUCAAACGUCAUGCUUAAGUUAAAUUUAAUUCCAUCAGCUGAUCAUGAGUUUGGCAAAGCAGUAGCACGACGUUUGAAAUUGUCCUUAGACGCAGAUUAUAAAUUUCUUGGCGAGGGGUUAUCUUUCAUAGUAUGAUUCAGUUUGUUGCGUUGAGCGACGAAUCCCAAGAGAAAUAUUCGUUCUUGAUAAGCUAUCUGAUUGGAAUAUGAAAGCUUAUUUCAUCAUGGAUUUUAGUGAAUCAGUUCUUCAAGAGUUAUUUCAAUAUAUGAUCGUUUUGUAUAAUUAAUAGGCCCAGUUAAGACUAACUUUUCAUGUACUUAAUUCAAUGUAUUAGGUUCGGCUCAUGAAAAGUUCGGCGUCUAAACAGGGUUUAGCUUUUGAAAUUUAAUACAGCGCGAAGGCUUAGAAUUGUGUGUACAAAAUGCACUGCGUUUUUUCUCGUUUCCUCAUGCAGCCCAUAGUGAUGUGAAAUUCGAUUUGCAACCUUCCCGGUAAUAUGAGACUUGAAAUACCCCGGUGCGCGACUCACAUCAGUCUUGACAUUCAGUAUUCAAAUAGGGAGGUCAAACAAACACGACGGUGACGUUUGAAAGAAAAAAAAAGUAAUAGGUUUAAUAAACCAAACAACAACUCUGCAUCUGCACUUUCAGUCCAUUUUUGGUCAUUUUUGGUGCAUUUCUUUGCCGUGACUGCACACCUAUGACGUGAAACUGCCUAAUUUCAAGUUUCAAGGAGGAGUUAAGCUCUAAAAAAGACUAUAAAUUGUUCAGUAUUUCCCUUUGUUGUGAACUUGGAUUAGGUUUUUUAGUAAUUCAACUCCAGGAGAGUUCUCCGAGGAUGGGCCAAAUGUCUGAGCCAGUCAGAACAAUCGAUAUGAAUAUUAAGAGAACGAGAAUUUACUUUCUAAAUGAUCUUUUCACUGCCGUUACCAUAGAGGUUGCUUAAACUCCAUAAUAACUGGCAUGAUAUUCACACUAUUCACAAUAUAUUAACACUGAUUAAGCUGCAUAAGUCAUAUAUUUUCUAUUUAAUUUCCAGUUGAUAUGGACUUUCUAGCCUCAAUUGCUCCACCUGUAAUGAGUCAACCCCAGGCCUUUUCAGAUGCCAUGUUGGACCCUGCCUCAAGAGGCAUAAUGACUGGACUAACCACUGCGCACAUGAGUGGUACAACCCUGCAAAGUGUUGUUAGACAAAGCGCUGAUCAACUACAACGUACAGUACAGGGCCAGUUUGUUUCUCUGAAGGUCAGGAAUACUCUGACAACUGAUUCAUCAAUAGUGUUUCCCAGCCCCAGGGGCUCCACGCGCGUGCAAACAGAGCCCCUUAUCUAAGAAAAUUUGGUUACCUAUCAAUCCAAGAAAUUUUGGCUGUCAACGUGACAGUACAUCCACCCGCCCUCCCGUUCAUCUGCACCACAGAGAAACAAAUGUGAAAUGUUUCACCUUCUAGCUAGUGUGAGCCAGCAAAAUGAUAUUGCACAUCCAUGUUGUAUUCAAUUGACAGUUGUCAAGACAGGGUAUUCGCUGACUAGUAUCACAUGACCGUAUCGAGGGCUCAGGGUCGACCCAUUGAGGUUACGAAUUCUUUUGAAAACAUCCAUGUUGUAUUCAAUUGACAGUUGUCAAGACAGGGUAUUCGCUGUCUAGUAUCACAUGACCGUAUCGAGGGCUCAGGGUCGACCCAUUGAGGUUACGAAUUCUUUUGAAGUUUACCGCUUGCAAGUUUCUUGUUCUCAACUGAUUGCAGGCUCAACACUAAUUGGAUUUCUUUAUUGCAAUGUUUGUUCAUUGACGAAGGCUUCGCCUUCAAUAAUGUGGUAAUCGACCAGUGAUGUAAUACUAACCACUAAUGUAAUAAAUAUCAACCACUAAUGUAACAAAAAGUUAACCACCAAUGUAAUGACUUUUUAACCUUUAAUGUAAUAGAAAACUUAAUCAUUGUAAAUGUAAUAACUUUCGGCCAUUAAUGCAACAACCUCAAAGAGAAGAGCUACUUGGUGGCAUUUGAAUUGUUAUAUAAAUGCUCAUUAACAAAGACUCUCUACAGUGAUACAGAGUAUGUACAAUGACCAACACAAUAUAAUACUGUUCUUACUUCUGGGACGUGUCCCAACUUGUUCUAUGAUGUCAAAAGACAGAUUUUUUUAACAACAACUAAACCAUCAUGGAAAGAUAUCCUUUCUUUUUAUCCAGUUUCAUUAGUGAAUCGGAAUGCAUCUGUUUCAAUUAAAGCAUUUUGUACAGGAAGCCUGAAGUGCAUGCAUCUAUAGCAUAAAUGAGCAUGGGCUGACGCAAACUGAACCAAAUUUUUGUCAUUCUUUGGUCCUUCUUGUCAGUAUUCAGGUCGAGGUAAGGUACAUGUGGACCUGUUGCGCGUUCAUAAGGGUAAGUUGUAUUUAUCGUGAUUGUAAAUCUGGUGGUGUGCAAAUGCAUGGUAAAUAGGGAAACAGUGAACGUUAACGCUUGUGCUUGCAGUCGCUGUGGAGGCUCUGCCCAGAGUUCAAAACCCUUACCUUUUAAAUAAUACUGUUCGGACGCAACACCACAAUUUCUUUAGAAACUUAAACAUCUUACCUUUUUGCCCUACCAUUUUACAAAGAAAAGGUAUCCAUCUCAUGCAUAUAAUUUCAGUGUCAAAAAAAUGUUUGGUGCCCUUUUUGGGCAAAGCCCUGCUAUGUAGAGAACUAGAGGGAGUCGCAGUUAUUUACAAGGUCACUCACCAUCGUCACUUUCAAACUGGAAAUUAAAACUUCGCCACAAGAGUUAACGUUUUGCAGUAUUUUUGCGCCACUAUACGUCUGGCGUCCUAAAUUACUUAUUAGUCUCGCUUGCGUCAGCAGCGAGACUCAUAAUCUACAACGCGUUUUUCGUGGUAUUUAGGACCCAAAAGGGGAGUCAUUGUGCCAGGCGUUCCUUGCGGAGGCCGUGGAAACUGGGGCUAAGAAUCGUUGCGUGACCGAAGCCACGCAUGUUUUGCGAAGAAAGCUUACUUUUCCGAAACGUGUCGGUCCACGAAUUCUUUUGCUUAAAAGCGUUGAUUACUUUGAAACAAGUGAACACUACUGAGUGGUCGAAAAAAAUGAGAAUCUUAAUUAACGAAACUGCGAUGGGCGGGUGUUGUAAACUUUCAUUUUAUGCAAUUGGGUCUUGUCAUGAACAUGCGAUUUAUUUUCGGCUAUGAUUGAAAUGACGUGCCAUGUAAAUCACCUUUUUGAUCUUUGGCAAUGAUGUAAUUUCUCUGGAAUCGAGGCCCUUGAAUUUUCGUGUAUUUAUACACGCGUAUAGCCUGCGGCAGACGUAUUUCGUCGCCAACACGUACUAAAUCAAUUCAGAAACAAAAAGUAUCGACGUCGAUAAAGUAGGAAGUAAAAAACCUCUCGAGAGUAAAUCCUGUUUCGUGUAGAAUUAAUCGCCUCCUCAUUUCUCGAUCUAAUCUCCGAGCAAGCGAGAGUGAUCGCCGCUGAAGAGCGUUUUUGUCGCAUCAACAAAUCAAAGCUGGAAGUCGUAAAAUUUUUUUUGCCGUGUGCCAUAUGAUGAUAUAAAUCCUAAUACAAUCCUAAUAACCAAUCAGCCGUUCUCUUUGAGUUUUUGGUAUUUUUUUUUUUGUUGCAUUAAAGGUUAAAAUGUUAUUACAUAAGUGGUUAACUGUUUUAUUGCGUUAGUGGUUGAUAUUUGUCAUUUCAAUGGUUAGUAUUAAAUUAGUGGUUGGUUUUUGUUACAUUAGUGGUUAGUAUUACGUUAGUAGUCGAUCAUUACAUUAGCGGGUGAUACCUUUAGCCUCGGCUAAAUCUAUACUAGGCAAUUCACUCAUAUUUGUCAUCUCGCAAAGCACUGCAGCUAUAAGAAUGCUCACUGGUGCAAAUAAGUUUGUCUGUUGUUUAAACCAAACUAUAAUGACUAAAUUUCAGCAGUUGUAAUAAUAAAGAUGCGAUUUUGGAAAUAACAUAUUUCCCCACUAUUUACUGUACAAUCUUUUACACAAAAUUAGUGUUGAAGUUCUUGCAUAUGUGUAAAAAAAAAACACGGAGUGAUAAGUUCUUUACUGCCAUCUUGAUUAGUUAGUACGACUUCAUCGUUUAAUUAUCAUCAUAAGAAGCAUUUUAUAUUAUCAAUUUAGUUUGUAAUUCAGCACUUCUGUAAGUUAUCGAUGACCACAAGUUUGUCAUUAUCUCAUUUAAUACCAUCUUCUUUUUUCUUCUUUUCUUCCCUUUCUUAUGUCCUUUAUUUCUUGAUAAUCUCACUGGUCGCCUAGCCUGUGUAUCUCGGCAAUUUUAUAAUCCAAGUUUCUUCCUCUCGCUCUCUCUCUCUCAGGGUAAUAUGAGUUACAAAGAUCUCUUAGCAGGGCUCAUCUUUGAAGGUGAAAGUUUUCAAGCCUUGAAUAACUUCACAUUUAUGAACUACACCAACGUACAAUUCUGUGAUGACGCUGGCACACCAUUGAGCCAGCGUAGCGGAGGGAUUUGCCUUUUGACAAACAAAAGGAUUCUUUUCUUAUCCUCACAGCUUACAGUAGGUAAGUACAACUCCCUAUUAAACAUUUUUGUUCUAUAUUUAGCUUUUAAAGAGCUUUGGACCAUCGACAUUAAUCCAAGAAAUGCAGCCAUGCUUAUGUAAUAAUGUUAAUCAAUUGUCACUGCUCUUGCUAGAAAUGUGCAAAUUGAUCCAAAUGUACAAAAGCCUUUUUGUUGUAUAUAUGGUAACCAUGAAGAAAUCUCUUUGUCCGCACGCUCAGGAAGUCAAAGGAUGUGAGUUUUCAUGAAAAAAAUAUUCAGAAAAUUCUGCUUGACUUGUUUAGAAAAUAAUUUGUUUAAUUUUUAAUAAUUAACUAACAGCUCACUGAUUUAUUUUAGGGCGACCAACUUGGAGGCCCGGGCACCCCAGCUAAAAUGUUUGGGAGACCAAAGGGCUCCCUGAAAAUAUUAUUUGGGCGACCAUCUAGAUCUUUUAGGCCUGGACACCGCAGCUAAAAUGCUUGGGUGCAAAGGGCUCCCUGAAACGUUCCCUAGGGCACAGCCUUGCAGCCCUUUAGUUAUUGGAAGUAUGAUACAUUACAUGCUAUUGUUGAAUGUGGAGGACAUUAGUAAAGGGAAUGCAAGUCUUAGUGAACUACCCCAUACUCUCAACAUAUAUAGUGGUAAUAUUGAUGUAAGUUUUGUUUUGAGUAGCAAAGGAACCCUUGUGUGUAACUCAUCUUCUAGUGUAUUAGUCCUUAGCAGAACGUCUCCGUCUCUCUUGCACACAUUUGUUGUUGAUACACUACUCGACUUUCCGUUGCCAUUCAACAUACCCGUAAUUCUUACUUACACCCACACACGUAAACGCCUUCGGGCGUCUUCUUCUUUCUCUUUAGGUUUGAACCUCUUUGGCGUGUAUGUUAUUUCAAGGGUAGGUCACACUUGCCCUGGACAAAUUUCUUCAAAUUCACUUGCAGACGUUCACAUAAUUUCUGAAAGAAUUUCCCUUAAGAAUAUCAUACAGUAUAACCUACACUGGGCGGAAAACAAAACAUGCAAGCUGAAGAGAUCUAGUUAAAAACUGGGUUGUAAUUCAGAGACCUUCAUGAUAGAUUAAGGAAACGAAUAAUAAAAUCCCAAAGUAUGGAGACUCCCACUAGCAGUGUUAUAAUUUCUUUUGUGUUUUUGUUUUCUUUAAGAAAACUGGUCGUUUGACACUUGAUGCCUGUCAGAUUUUCCAUUUAUAACCAACCUCGUCCCCAGGGUCCCACGAAAAAAAUGGUGAAUCUCUCUUUAUUGAUACUUGUCAGGUACGUCCUUGGCUCAAUGGGGCAAUCCAAAGAAACUGCCAGGAGGUUACUCUCUUGCGUCAUCAUGUAAUGACACCACCUACUACUUACCCAUUCCCCUGCGCUGUUUACGCAGUGUCGAGAUGUCUGGGGAGACUGGAGUCCGGGCAGAUUUAUCAAUUCAUGGCGUCGCACCUUGUUGCUGUGGAUGGUGUGGCUUGUGUGGGGUAUGCAAAUUAAUUUGCCAAUAAUAACUGCGGUUAAGUACGCCUUAGUGUACGGAAUUAAAGCUGACUGAAAUAUUAAGCGCGAAGUAAAAUGCGUUUGCCUUCCUUUAAGGUACACUGACGUCCAUUAUAUAAACUUCCUGGUACUUGAAUUUCCAUUAUUUUACCCAAAAAACUCCGGAUCCAGUCAGAUGGAAAGUAACAGUUUACUUGAUAUAUAUCAAAGUAUACCAGUGGCUUUCAACUUUCAAGGGGAAAGACUGUUUUAUUAAGAAAAAGUGGUUCUUUGUGUUAAUCACGUUAAAUUGCCUGAUGUUGAAAUGUUACUAUCGUCGCGUUAUAUGUCCUCAUUGAGAGAAUUUUUUUUUUUACUUGAAUUCGAGUUCGUUGUCAUUAAGUUAUUUUCUAAUGCCUUUAAUUGGUAAUAAGGUUCAAUCAAUGAGACUAAGGGCGCUUACCACUUGUCAGAACUGCCAGACCCGUCCAUUUGUUAAAAGACUUUCAAUUAGAACUGUCCAGCAGAUCAGUCUAUUCCUAAAUAUUAUGCGUGGCAGUGAUUGGUUUUUAGCCAAAAUUCACGAGAAAAGUUAAGUUCAUUCUCAAAAGGACCCGGCCGGCCAGUUGACUGACUUUUGGAAAGAGUUUUCAUUUGCACUCAUUAGUUUUGCAAGUACAGGGUAAUAAAAGUGCAAUUUGAAACAUUUUGUCGAUUAUCCUUAUAAAGUAACGUUCAACAAAAUUUUGCUGGAACAUUCACGAACUUCAACUGAAUUACUUAAUACAUCAACAUUAUGAGUGUAAUUUCGCAAAAAUGCCGGCGGUUUUUCGUUUCAGUGAAGUUGACGUUUUCGCAAAAAGAUUCGUUAUAGCGACGAGACUUUAAUUUGUAACUCAAAAUACACUGUUUUGUAGUUAUGGGGAUGCUGUGGAGACUCUGGUGCCCUAAAGCAGUGGAGGCCACAGCCAAUGAAUCGCACUCAAGUGCAAGAGAUGUUCGUGACUGUUGGACUUUUGAUGCCACCCUGGGAUCGCAAGAUGUUUCUCAAAAUUUUUAUUGAUCCAAAUGUUCCUCUGCCUGUCACCAGAGAUUUUGUUGCUAUACUCCAAAAGAAUUCUCCAGGCUUGUGUUAG